AUGGCGUGCCCAAUAACCGUCACCAAGUUCGUUGGCACCGUGUCUCUUGGCCUGCUGACGGGCCUAUCCUACUCGACUGCCUCAAUCACCAUUCCCGCCCUAAAGCUCCUCCCCACCGCAUCCACCGCAUCGCGCUGCCUCAAUGAAGUCAAGCGCCUAAACCGCAAACACGCACUGCGUCUAUCCAGCCUAACCAACACCUGUCUUCUAUUCGCAUAUACCAUCUCCUCUCCUCGACGAAAACACCCCUACAUGGUCUGGAUGUAUGUCGCGUCAACAUUGAGCUCGUACGGUUUAGACUUUUUCUUCAACCGCCAUAUUGGAUUCAGGAACUGGGCCCUUAUCACCAUUGAAGAUACCACGGGUUUGAGUCUUGGCGCGCAAUCGCAAGCCAAAAAAGAUGAGGAUAUCGUCAUGAUUGAAGACGAGGAUGAGAAUGUCAAUGGAGAGAGUGUUCAGCGUGAGAUGGACCGAGAGCGUCGGUUGCAGCGUGCGCGUACCUGGCUGGCUGGGAUUGCUUUCUCAAUGGGCAUUGUCGGACUGUGGGGAGACAAGAGAUGA
Penicillium angulare is the source of this 561-nucleotide messenger RNA. RefSeq lists its product as uncharacterized. Gene Ontology annotation, biological process: autophagy of mitochondrion. The record is from RefSeq and is a predicted model, not a curated record. Lineage: Eukaryota; Fungi; Ascomycota; Eurotiomycetes; Eurotiales; Aspergillaceae. The transcript is spliced from 2 exons. Bases 1 to 561 code for a protein of 186 amino acids. Gene Ontology annotation, cellular component: mitochondrion.